Messenger RNA from Etheostoma spectabile (orangethroat darter), 2592 nucleotides. RefSeq names its product doublecortin domain containing 2B (gene dcdc2b). The transcript is spliced from 14 exons. Lineage: Eukaryota; Metazoa; Chordata; Actinopteri; Perciformes; Percidae. The coding region runs from base 571 to 1962 and encodes 463 amino acids. Gene Ontology annotation, cellular component: microtubule; microtubule organizing center. Gene Ontology annotation, biological process: intracellular signal transduction. The record is from RefSeq and is a predicted model, not a curated record.
GCAUGAUAUAUUUAUUUAUUUUUUUGGGAAAAAACAACUGAGUGUAGAGGUUAUCUUAUUGACUCAGCUUACAACAAAGCGACCUACCCACUCUCUCCUCCUCUGUCCGUCUCUUUUGUUGUGGUUGCUGCCGAUGGUUUGGCCCACAAAGCCAGUCAUUGCUGGCCACGUUGCCAUAGCAACCAGGAAAUACUUACAGCCAUCAGUCGAGUAGUGUGUGAAUGUGUGUGUGUGUGUUAGGGGGAUAGAGAGCAGAACGUGGUGAGUGGGAGUCCAGACGGACCACAACAACACAAGAGACUGAUUUUCACCUUUGACUUCAAUUCUUAAUCUUCCACCAGACUUGUGAGUGACUUGUAUGGAUCAAAGAUCAUGUAAUAUAUGUUUGUAUUAAUGUGUGACCCAAAGAAGGGGGUAUGUGAAUGUAUCUGAUGUAUAAAGAUGGUUAGUUAAUGUAAUUCUGAGUGAAAGUAUAUGUAUGUAGAAAGAAUUCUGUGGUGUUUGUGGACUCAAAAACAACUUCUUCUUUUUAAACGUGUCUGUGGACUCUGACGACAACAACUGGCUCAGAUGGCUGCCAGCACCGCAGCCACAACUCUCCUGCCUCCAGUCAAGAAUGUGGUGGUGUAUAAGAACGGAGACCCCUUCUACAGUGGACGGAGAUUCGUGGUCAACCAGCGACAUGUGGCCACCAUGGAGGCCUUUCUGACUGAAGUGACCCAGAGCAUCGGUGCUCCGCUUGCUGUCAGGACUCUGUACACCCCCAGACAGGGCCACAGGGUCACAGACCUCCAGGAUCUUCAGACAGGAGCACAGUAUGUUGCUGCUGGCUUUGAAAGGUUCAAAAAACUGGAUUACCUGAACGCAAGAUUGAAAAAGCAGCCUGCUGCCCGUGAAGAAACCCAGGCCAAAGUAACCCAGAGGCCAAACGUUUCAGCAAAGUGGAGGAAGUUUAUACCUGUACCUUGCAUUAUACACGUUUUCCGUAAUGGAGAUCUCCUGUGUCCACCAUUCCGAUUCAUCCUUCCUCGGAGCAUGCGGCAGGACCUGGAGCAGAUCCUGAGUCUGGUCACAGAGAAGGUCAGCUUACGAACCGGAGCUGUGCGCAGGUUGUGCUCUUUGGAAGGCGCGACUGUGUCCUCAGCUGUGGAGUUGGAGACCGGCCACUGCUAUGUUGCCGUGGGAACCGAGAGGUUCAAGAAACUUCCAUAUGUGGAGCUAUUAGUUUCAAAAGCUACCGAGAGACAUUACCCAGGAAAAAGAAGGCUGUUAAGGAGAAAUGAGAACAGAAAGGGAGGAAGAGGUCCAGAAGACCAAUACAGUGACUCAGCCCUCCUCAACUCCCCAGAGUCAGAUGGUCGGAGGGUAAAGUCGACAGGAGAUGAAGCUGCAGCUCCCCCAGCCGCACGGCAGAGGAGCAGGAGGGAGGAAGCAGAUGAGACCUCUGCGUUCUUCGCCAGGCCGGUCAAGAUCCGCAACAACAGAGGACAGCCAAGACCGCCGCUCAGCAACGGAUCUGUUCAGCCCAGUGUGUUCAAAAGAGCAGCACGGAAGAGAAGAGAGGAAGUACGCGGGGCAGAGGAUGUGCACGAGGAUGAAAACACAGCUACAGAGCUUCCCGUUGACCAGAGAGUUGCAGAAAUAGUGGAGGAUGAAGAUCUAUGCAACCAAAGCAAUCCUCUGCACAACACACAGAGACAUGCACAAAGUAUAGAAAGUGAGCAGCAGAAUAGGAUGGAACACCCACACAAACACGAUGAGCAGGGUCUGUCAUUUGAACAAGAUGGUGUCAAACAAACAGAAGAGUAUGCUGCUAAAAUACUGGAGCCUGAGCUGAAGCAGACUUCAAAAUCAAGGCCUUCAUCGUCCACCUCUCAGGGAAGGAACAAGAAAGAAAAGGAGAAACGACAGGAUGCCCCGUCAAUAACAGUCGAACAGAACCAUCACCAGCAGGACUGGUGAAUGACGAGCCCAGACGCUUCUUCACAUCAUCAUCAUCAUCAUCAUCACGUCACAUCAUCAUAACAGCAGACGACCCAGCCACUGCUUCUGCAUUGAUCUAAUGUGGCUUGGUAUUACUUUAAUUGUGGUGAUGAGCCAAGCAACAUCAAUUCAUGCUGUUUUCUUUUAGAAAAACAUAAGAGUCAAUGUUCAAACAAAACACUACUGGGGAUGGACACACUAUCAUAAGGUCUACAAUAUUCAGCAAUAUAGUAAGAUAAAACAAAUCUUUUCUGACAUUAUAAUAAGCUUCUCAAAGUUAGCGUUUGUGUGUUGUACAGCUGUUCAUGAUCCGGUGCCCUAACCUGUUUUACAGGGAUAAUUCUGAUGCAGAUAUUGUGUAGAUGCAAUUUAUUCCAUAUACAAUAUGUACAGUACAUAAGAAACAAUAUUUUGGGUCAUUUUAAGCCUAAAUGUAUUUUUGUUUAGCAAAAAUCGGAUAAGAGAUCAUGACACAAACAGUUGUGUUUUGUCAACGAUUUAUUAAUAAAAUAUUAGCCACACAAGUUGGAUGGAUGCAACAAUAACAAAGUCAUCUGCACAGUGUUUUGUGUCGAUUAAAUACUGGGGCAAUAAAAAUAUACAUCACUA